Molecule: messenger RNA, 165 nt
Organism: Prunus armeniaca (apricot)
Lineage: Eukaryota; Viridiplantae; Streptophyta; Magnoliopsida; Rosales; Rosaceae
Source: the annotation of a GenBank genome assembly
AUGGAUUUCCAACUGUUUCUAGUGUUCAAGGAUUCCAAAUCACCUACUUGGAUACCAAGCUAUAUAUCCAAUGUUGUCCAAUUACUCGUUUAUGCAUCCACAGUAUUAUUUUUAAUUGUUCGAUUAAUUUACGGGAAAAUAAUCAACCAAGACCUCAAGGACUAG